AGGGGGGCGGGCCCUCGCGCGGGGUGCAGCUCGGGCGCAUGCGCGGGCAGUGCGCGCCGCCAAUCUGCGCCGGCGCGGUGGCAGCGGCUCGGUGGCUGCGGGCGGCGGCGGGUUGUGCCGCUCGCCCGGCGCCGCUGGCCCUGGAGGGCUGAGAAAUGUCCCAGAGGAAGCGCAGCAAAGGGUCUGGUUUCUCUCAGGGUGAAGAGGGGGACGAUGACUGCACUCCGAGUCAGAUGCGGGUGCUCAGCCAGGGGUCCAGGAAUCUGGAGAGACAUUCCCGGGAGCAAGUGGAUCAGAAGGUCAGCGAGCUGGUUCAAUUUCUGCUUGUGAAGGACCAGAAGAAGAUCCCCAUCAAGAGAUCAGAUAUUCUGAAGAAGGUCAUCGGUGAGUACAAGGAUGUCUACUCAGAGAUUGUCAACCGGGCUGGCAGGACCCUCCAGCAGGUGUUCGGGCUGCAGCUGGUGGAGAUCGACACCAAGCACCACAUCUACAUCCUCAUCAGCACCCUGCCCCGCGCCGAGGGGGAGAACCUGCGACAGGAUGACCAGACCGCCAAGCUGGGCCUCCUCAGCGUCAUUCUCAGCUUCAUCUUCAUGAAAGGCAACUCUGCCAAGGAUGGGGCUGUGUGGGAGUUCCUGCGCCGGCUCCGCGUGCACCCCGGGGAGCGACACGAGGUCUUCGGGGACGUCAAGAAGCUGGUGAUGGAGGAGUUCGUGCGGCAGAAGUACCUGGAGAUCAGCCCCAUUCCCCUCACGGACCCCGUGGAGUUCAAGUUCCAGUGGGGCCCGCGGGCCGCCAAGGAGACCUCCAAGAGGGAGAUGCUGCGCUUCGUGGCCAAGCUCCAUGAUGACGGGCUCCAGGCGCUGCACCAGGUCCUCGUAGGACUGGGGGGGACGCAGCACGGUGAGGGGGGGCUGCCCCGCUCCGGGAGCUCCACUGGCAGGUGAGUGCCGGCGCCGGGGCCCCCUCCCCGCCCACCUCGCCCUUGGGGUAGCGGUAGCGGUACUUGUCCUGGUCGCGCAGC
This is a messenger RNA of Dromaius novaehollandiae (emu), 1024 nucleotides long. RefSeq names its product non-structural maintenance of chromosomes element 3 homolog. Gene Ontology annotation, cellular component: nucleus. The coding region runs from base 156 to 947 and encodes 263 amino acids. The record is from RefSeq and is a predicted model, not a curated record. The transcript has 11 exons. Lineage: Eukaryota; Metazoa; Chordata; Aves; Casuariiformes; Dromaiidae.